GAGAGGCUGCACGAUGCUGUUGCCCUUCGAGUAUGGGGCUGGAGGUAGGAGCAAGCAACCCCGCAGGGAAUGUGCAGGAGGCUGGAAUGAGGAACUGGGGUGGGUCGUGUCGGUAGUGCCAGGCUAGCAGAAGUACGAAGACGUCAACGAUAACCGGCGUCACUUCGAUAGCGGCGCCAGGGCUGUGGGAGAUUCUGGGGAGGUUGUGGUUGGGCGAGUGGUGCUGGUGAUUCGGUGAAAGGUGGGUAUCAACAUUGUCGACGAAGAGGAAAAACGAAAAACAACUUACGUAGCCGCCAACGUCCUUGGGGUCUUUCCCAGAGCUAGAAAGACUGGCUGCUCGGACUUUUUGCCAUAGGUAAUUAAGGGCUCGAGCUAGCCCAGACUCAUAACAGGGUGCUCAAUCGGAGUCAAGGACGAGGUCGUAGAUUACGUGAUCGACCUUGCCCGAUCACCGCUCUUCAACGAACGACCACGUAGUACCAUGUCAAUAAUCAACACUGUGUCCGCGACACGCGCAGAUCCCGCAUCCCUAGACCUAAUGUUUCCUCAAGACCUCAUUUCUUCUGAAGUUUCUGCCCAGCUUCCUUCCGAUCUUCAGAUACGCCCGCUAGCGUCAACAGAUUACAAACGCGGACAUCUCGACGUCCUCUCCGGUCUAUCUAUCGUCAACGACCUCGGCGAGGUAGCGUGGGUGAACCAGUUCCACGCCAUGCGCGCAACGCCGUGCGCAUACUUUUCCAUUGUCAUCGUUGACAAGGCGAGCGACAAGAUCGUCGGCGUCGGCACCGUCUUCAUCGAGCGCAAGUUCCUCCGUGGUCUUGGCAGCGUCGGCCAUGUUGAGGAUAUCGCCGUCGACAAGAACUACCAGGGCAAGAAGCUUGGUCUCCGUAUCAUCCAAGCUCUUACGCAUAUCAGUGAGAGUAACGGUUGUUAUAAGACUAUCUUGAAUUGUAAUGACGCCAACAUUCCAUUCUAUGAGAAAUGUGGCUAUGUCAAGAAGGAGAACGAGAUGGCGAAGUACGCGCCGGCGCGUGUUAACGACACUCCAAAACUUUGAUCUGCUAUUUCAUCUAUUGGACUACAUUCGUAUAUACCGCCGUCACCGUAUUCUAGAUCUUCCUGCGGAAAUUCUGUACAUACUACACAUACCUGUAAUACAACUCUACCUCAAGCUGACUGAGC
Molecule: messenger RNA, 1185 nt
Organism: Suillus bovinus
Lineage: Eukaryota; Fungi; Basidiomycota; Agaricomycetes; Boletales; Suillaceae
Product: acyl-CoA N-acyltransferase
Exons: 4
Coding region: 485-1060 (191 amino acids)
Biological process (GO): UDP-N-acetylglucosamine biosynthetic process
Cellular component (GO): endoplasmic reticulum-Golgi intermediate compartment; endoplasmic reticulum; Golgi apparatus
Molecular function (GO): monosaccharide binding; glucosamine 6-phosphate N-acetyltransferase activity
Source: RefSeq, a predicted model, not a curated record